UAUACAGUGUCUCAGCUGCCCUCAGCAGUAUAGUAGCUGUAUGAUUAGGUUUAUGCGUGACGUCACACAAGCUCCAUUUAUGGUAUUUUUCACUUCAGAGUCACCGCUUCAGUUCCAGGCAUUAAAAAUCUCUAUCUUGGAGGUAAGACAGUGGGUUACAAACUUCCCUGAUUACACCAGUUUCAUUGUGUGUAACAACUUGAAAAAAAAAUGAAUGUGGAUCAUGAAGUCACACUCCUUGUGAAUGAGAUUCAUCGACUUGGCAGCAAAAAUGCAGAUGGUAAAAUCAGUGUCAAAUUCGGUGUCCUGUUCAAUGAUGACAAGUGUGCCAACCUCUUCGAGGCACUUGUUGGAACACUGAAAGCAGCCAAGCGAAAGAAGGUCAUCACGUUUCAGGGCGAGCUCUUACUGCAAGGAGUUCAUGACAAUGUUGAUGUUAUACUACUGGAGGAAUGAACUGAUAAACUGUCCUGUAUCUUCUUUGCAUACUUUUAUAAAUGUGGUUUUGUUGA
Neoarius graeffei (lesser salmon catfish) is the source of this 512-nucleotide messenger RNA. RefSeq names its product costars family protein ABRACL-like. The record is from RefSeq and is a predicted model, not a curated record. Lineage: Eukaryota; Metazoa; Chordata; Actinopteri; Siluriformes; Ariidae. Bases 211 to 456 code for a protein of 81 amino acids. Gene Ontology annotation, biological process: regulation of actin filament-based process. The transcript is spliced from 3 exons.